AUGACUUUUGAUGCAUUCUAUGUGAGAGAACUUGGUGCUGCGGUUCUCAUCUUCUUCAUAUCACACUUUUUCAUUAAAUCAAUCAUCACAAAUUCCAAACAUCUACCACCAGGUCCAAGAGGAUGGCCAAUUCUUGGCGUUCUACCACUGUUGGGCACCAUGCCUCAUGUCACGCUCACAGACAUGGCCAAGAAAUUUGGACCCAUCAUGUUCCUCAAAAUGGGCACUUGUGACACUGUGGUUGCCUCAAGCCCAGAUGCAGCCCAAGCAUUCCUGAAGGCCUUGGACCGGAAUUUCCUUAACAGGCCCACGAUCGCUGGGGCAAUCCACUUGGGGUACAAUGCACAAGACCUAGUUUUUGCCAAUUAUGGGUCCAAGUGGAAGCUCCUUAGGAAGCUAACCAACCAACACAUGCUUGGUGGGAGGGCCCUUGAUGAUUGGGCCCAUGUGAGGGCAAGUGAGUUGAAACACAUGGUAAGAAGCAUGCAUGAGUGUGCCAAACAAGGGGAAUUAGUAGUGCUGGGUGAUAUGUUGAGUUGUGCAAUUACUAAUAUGGUGAGCCAAGUGGUACUUAGCCAUAGAAUAUUUUCAAAUAAAGGGUUGGAGUCUAAGGAGUUUAAGGACAUGGUGGUGGAAUUCAUGACAAUAUCAGGGGUGAACAUUGGUGAUUUUGUACCUUUCGUUGCUUGGAUGGACUUGCAAGGUGUGGUGGGGAAGAUGAGGAGGUUGCAUAAGAGGUUUGAUGUAUUUUUGACCAACAUUAUUGAGGAGCAUCUCAAGUCUUCUGAUGACCGUAAGGGGAUGCCAGAUUUUCUUGACAUUUUGAUCACAAAUGGCGAACAUCCUUCUCGAGAGAGACUGACUUUGUCCAACAUCAAGGCUCUAUUGUUGAAUUUGUUUACUGCAGGCACAGACACAUCAUCAAGCAUCAUAGAAUGGGCACUAGCUGAAAUGUUGAAAAAUCCCAACAUUAUGAUUAGGGCACAGAAAGAGAUGGAUAAAGUAAUAGGAAGAAAAAGACUACUUGUUGAAUCAGACCUACCCAAAUUACUAUACCUUGAAGCAAUAUGCAAGGAGACAUACAGGAUGCAUCCAUCUACAGCCCUUAGUGUUCCCAGGGUGGCAAGUGAAGCAUGCAAUGUGAAUGGAUACUACAUCCCCAAGAACACAAGGUUAAAUGUGAAUAUAUGGGCCAUAGGGAGAGAUCCCAGUGUGUGGUCAAAGCCAUUAGAGUUCAAUCCAGAGAGGUUUCUUGGAGGGAAGAGUGCAAAAGUUGAUCCUAGUGGAGUUUACUUUGAGUUGAUUCCCUUUGGAGCUGGAAGGAGGAUUUGUCCAGGGUAUAGAAUGGCUAUUGGGGUUGUUGAGCACAUUUUGGGCGCUUUGGUGCAUUCUUUUGACUGGAAGUUACCAAAUGGUGUAGAGCUAAACAUGGAUGAAGCCUUUGGACUCACUUUGCAAAAGGCAGUGCCUCUCUCGGCCAUGGUUAGCCCCCGGUUGCUCCCAGAUGCUUAUGUUUGA
Messenger RNA from Sphenostylis stenocarpa, 1518 nucleotides. The record is from the annotation of a GenBank genome assembly. Lineage: Eukaryota; Viridiplantae; Streptophyta; Magnoliopsida; Fabales; Fabaceae.